This is a messenger RNA of Zeugodacus cucurbitae (melon fly), 749 nucleotides long. RefSeq lists its product as uncharacterized. NCBI's taxonomy places the organism in Eukaryota, Metazoa, Arthropoda, Insecta, Diptera, Tephritidae. The coding region runs from base 254 to 712 and encodes 152 amino acids. The transcript has 2 exons. The record is from RefSeq and is a predicted model, not a curated record.
UACUCAUAAAUCUGACAACUAUGUCUGGGAUGAAACUGAAGGCAGUCUUGUUGCUUCGACUUUCGCAACAAUUGUAAUAAAGCACAUAAAGAAAGAAAUACUUAAUACCCCAAACAUCCAUCACUUUAUUAUAUAUUCUGAUGGUUGCUUUUAUCAAAAUCGGAAUGCAGUAUUAUCCAAUGCCUUAAUAUCGUUUUGUGUAGUAAACCACAUUACCAUUGAGCAUAAGUAUUUAGUCGUAGGGCAUACACAAAUGGAAUGUGACUCUACUCACUCAUUAAUACAACGCAAAAUGAAUAAUAAACAAAUUAAUUUGCCCUCCCAACUAGUUCAACUAAUGAAAGACGCACGAAAAAAUCCAUAUCCACUAGUGGUUCAUCACCUACAACACAGUUAUUUCCUGGAUUAUGAAAAUCUUCCAAAGCGGUAUUCAUCUAUUCGACCAGGUAAUAAAGUUGGAGAUCCUACAGUAAAUAUGAUUCGUGCUUUGGCAUAUGAUACAACGGGAUCCAUAUAUUACAAAACCUGUUUUAAGGACGAGUAUCAGCUUCUUCCAAAAAGGACUACCAGAAAUUUUGAAAUUCAGCAGCCUAAUCUUUUGCACCCGCAAAGGUUAACGAUAUCCAAGAAGAAAUGGCAACAUCUGCAGGACCUAAAGGCUUUGAUUCCAGCAGACUGUCAUUACUUUUAUGAUAAUAUACCUUUUGAAUAAUUAAUUGUUUAAUAAACAAUUAUUAAACAUUGUUCUC